UUAUAAGUUUCAAAAUAUGCAACAGCUUUGUUUAUAAAUUUUAAACGUUAUUUCAACAUAUCGAUUUCCAUCUUACGAUAACAUUAGUCGUUUGCCUCUACCACUCGUACUAAAUUCAAUUGUAAAAUUUGGAAUUUCGUUCUGAAUAAAAUGAUAACAACUUACCUAUAUGUUUUUGUCGCUGUUUUUGUUUGUUUUGAUACGGUGCACACACGAGAUGUGUUUGAUCUUCCGCCGUUGCCCAGACCAGAAUGUUGCAUAGGAACAUAUGAUAUCACGGAUAGACAGUGUUGUAUUUUCCCGCCAUUUUUUAACAGGGAGACAGCUCGAGAGUGCGGCGCCAAGAUUUUUCUGUCGUUCACAGACAGAACUGUCAAUAUUACUGGUAGCCAAAGAAAUUUUAUAAACGGCUGUGACUAUUGGGAGUGCGUUUUAGACAAAUAUGGAUUGCUGGAUACAGAAAAUAAUUUGAGUAUGGAGAAAUAUUUCGACCAUCUCGAUGUAUGGAUAAGCCUUAACACAAUGUUUAGAACUGUAAUCAUUGCUGGAAGGACUCAUUGCAAACAAAUCUACCAAAUAACAAAGCAGUUACCAAUAAAGACUUGUAAGUUCUUUGAAUUUCAAGGCUGUAUAAGGAAUUAUGUGAAUGUAGACUGUCCGGACAUUAUUCAGACUGCAGCAUGUAUAGAAUGGAAGAAAUUUUACGACGAAUGUCGAGACUACUUCAUUUAAUAGAAAUUAUUAUGCCAAAAAAUUAUACUUAAAGAAAAUAAUAUGUAAAGAUUUGAACUAUGAAUUUAUUGAUAUCAUUAAUUUAAAUCUAUUUUAUAAUAAAGAUUUACUAUCUACUAAUUACACUUCAUAAAAGUUA
Molecule: messenger RNA, 871 nt
Organism: Aricia agestis (brown argus)
Lineage: Eukaryota; Metazoa; Arthropoda; Insecta; Lepidoptera; Lycaenidae
Exons: 6
Coding region: 151-732 (193 amino acids)
Source: RefSeq, a predicted model, not a curated record